This is a messenger RNA of Papaver somniferum (opium poppy), 3477 nucleotides long. RefSeq names its product kinesin-like protein KIN-5C. Lineage: Eukaryota; Viridiplantae; Streptophyta; Magnoliopsida; Ranunculales; Papaveraceae. Bases 137 to 3166 code for a protein of 1009 amino acids. The transcript is spliced from 23 exons. Gene Ontology annotation, molecular function: plus-end-directed microtubule motor activity; microtubule binding; ATP binding. Gene Ontology annotation, biological process: microtubule-based movement. The record is from RefSeq and is a predicted model, not a curated record.
UCCCGCUCCGUCUCAGAGAGAGAGAGAGACAAGUAGAUCUUCUAAAAUUCGAGAGCAUUUCUAGGGUUUACACAUAAAUCAUCAAAAGAUCUUUCUCCACAUCGUCUGAUCAUCUAUAUAUAUACUGAAGAAAAAUAUGUCAAGUCGGCAGGAGAAGGAAAAAGGCGUAAAUGUUCAAGUCCUUCUUCGUUGCAGGCCGUUUAGUGACGAUGAGCUGCGUAAUAACGCACCACAAGUUGUUACCUGCAAUGAUUAUCAAAGAGAAGUUGCUGUUUCUCAAAACAUUGCUGGGAAACAGAUUGAUAGGGUUUUCACCUUUGACAAGGUGUUUGGUCCAGCAGCUCAACAGAAAGAGUUGUAUGAUCAAGCUGUAGUUCCUAUUGUAAAUGAGGUGUUAGAAGGAUUCAAUUGUACCAUUUUCGCCUAUGGUCAAACUGGUACCGGUAAAACCUUUACAAUGGAAGGGGAAAGCAGGAAAUCCAAGAAUGGAGCUUCAGACCAAUUGCCAGCAGAAGCUGGUGUUAUACCAAGAGCAGUUAAACAGAUCUUCGACACACUGGAAAGUCAAAAUGCUGAGUAUAGUGUCAAGGUUACAUUUUUGGAGCUUUACAAUGAGGAGAUUACUGAUUUGCUGGCUCAUGAAGAAAUCACAAAGUUUUCUGUGGAGGAGAAGCAAAAAAAGCAAUUACCUCUCAUGGAGGAUGGCAAGGGUGGAGUCCUGGUAAGAGGACUAGAGGAAGAAAUUGUAACAAACACCAGUGAGAUUUUCACUUUAUUAGAAAGGGGUUCUGCCAAACGUCGCACCGCAGAAACACUAUUGAACAAGCAAUCCAGUCGUUCACAUUCUCUAUUUUCGAUCACAAUCCACAUUAAAGAAACAACACCAGAAGGAGAGGAACUAAUCAAAUGUGGGAAGUUGAAUUUGGUCGAUUUGGCUGGGUCAGAGAACAUUUGUCGUUCUGGUGCUAGAGAGGGCCGUGCUCGAGAAGCUGGAGAAAUAAACAAAAGUUUACUUACUUUAGGUCGUGUAAUAAAUGCUCUAGUUGAACAUCUUGGACACAUUCCUUACAGGGAUAGUAAGCUCACUAGACUACUUCGUGAUUCACUGGGUGGGAGGACAAAAACAUGCAUAAUCGCCACCGUCUCACCAGCUGUGCACUGUCUCGAAGAGACGUUAAGUACAUUGGACUAUGCACACAGGGCAAAAAAUAUUAAAAAUAAGCCGGAGGUCAAUCAGAAAAUGAUGAAAACAACUCUCAUCAAGGACUUGUAUGGAGAAAUUGAUCGGCUUAAAGCAGAGGUUUAUGCUACACGUGAAAAAAAUGGAGUUUACAUUCCGAAGGAACGGUACUAUCAGGAGGAGAGUGAAAGAAAGGCUAUGGCUGAUCAAAUUGAACAAAUGGGACUAACGCUGGAAGCUAAUCAGAAGCAAAUUGAGGAGCUUCAAGAAAAAUAUGAUGGUCAAGUUCAACAAGCUAACGAUUUGAGAUGCAAACUCGAUACCACACAGAAAUAUUUGGAUCACACUUGCAAAUUACUGUCUAGAGUGGAGGAGGAACUCAAAAAGUCCCAAUAUGCACUGAAGGAGAGAGAUUAUAUUAUCUCAGAACAGCAAAAAGCAGAAACUGCUUUGUCAAAUCAAGCUUGUGUUCUGCGUUCUGACUUGGAGAAGACCCUUCAGGAAAAUGCUUUGCUGUUUUCGAAACUUGAUAGAGAAGACAAACUCAAUGUCAAAAACAAAUCGGUGGUGGAUAAGUUCCAGGCAGAGCUUGCGGAUAAGAUUAAAGCUCUUUGUAGUACCGUUUCUACAUCAUUGUCUGAGCAAAAUGAACACAUACAUAGUGUUGAAAAACUAUGCCAGUCUUUACUUGAAUACCAUGAUAAGUCGGCGGUGGAUUUAAAGAAAAAAGUAGCAGGCUCAAGGGGUCUGCUUGUCUCUCAUAUUGAAGCAAUGCAAAACGUGGUGCGCUUGCACAAAGCCAGCAGCAAUGCAAGCCUAGAUGAGAUUUCAUCUGUCACUUCUGCCAAUGCCGAUACAAUUGAAAAGUUUCUAUCCACAGUAGCGGAAACAACAAACUCAACACUUGGUGAACUGCAAAGCACUAUUUCAAGUCACCAGGAGGAGAUGUCACUCUUCUCUAAGGAAUUGCAUAAGAGAUUUCACAUUAGUAUUGAACAAACCAAGGAGAUGUCACAAUCCAUACUUGGAUUUCUUGAUAGGAUAAGGGAGGAAUCGUGUAGGCUUGACCGCCACACAGGUCAAGUUCAUGAAACUCAGCAAAAAUACAUAGCUGAGUUUCAGAGGGCUUAUGAGGAACAAUCAAAAACCGAAGCUGAGCAGCUUUUGGCUGAUAUGGCUAUUUUGGUCUCGAACCACAUUAAUCAUCAGAAAGAGCUGGUUGGUACGAAACUUGUCGGCCUGAGCAACACUAUCACAGAAAGCAAGGCAUUUUUGGAUGGCCACACAGUGGCAGUGGAUGGUAUAACGACGGAUGCCAAGAGGAAAUGGCAGGCGUUUUCCCAUCAAGCAGAGAAUGAUGCAAAAGAUGCUGCAGAUUAUUCUUCUGCCACUCACUGUCACGUGGAUUUACUCCUAAACCAAUGUUUAAGCAAUGUUGAGAAUGCUUCUCAGCAAUGGAAGAAGACACAUGAAUCUGUUCUUGUGCUGGAUAGUGAGCAUGUCUCAGCCAUGGAAUUUCUUGUCAGGAAUGCCUCUGAGAAUAAUGAACAACAUGACAUGGAGAUUAGUUCUGCACGAGCUGCAGCAGAGGAGGACGUUACAAAGACUAGUGAGAAUAUCCUUCAACAUUUCGACAGAGUAUCAAAACAUGACCAAGAAUCAGUCUCUGGAAUAAUGACUGCUAUCAAGGCUCAGUCAAAUACACAAGAGAAACUUUUGGAAAACCAUGCAGGUGAAGCAUCAGAGAUUGAGAGGCAAGUUGAGAACACUUUCCAGAAAAGAUAUAUGGACUAUGAACCAAGUGGGACAACACCAACAAGAUCAGAGCAAGAUGUACCUAGUAAGGGAACAAUCGAGUCGCUCAGGGCAAUGCCGAUGGAAACGUUGCUCGAGGAAUUUAGAGAAAACCAUCCAUAUGUACCAACACCCUCUAAAGAACUUAAACCAUCUCUCAUUCCACGCUCACCUCUCAUCCAACUCAAUUGAUGAUGCCUGCUGUAUAUAUGUUGAGUCUAUUACAUCCCACCUCGGGGUUACUUUUUUGUUGUAACAUCUAAAAGGCUUGCAGUUUUUCCCUUCUUAUGUAUCUUCUGGAGUCUGUUGAGCAUCAUUUUAUAAGUAAGAGAAGGCUCACGUAAAUGCUAUUUGAAACAAAACACGGAUGGACAGAAAUACUGCUUGAUAUUAUGGUUGAACUUUGGUCAAGUGUUGUGCAUUUUACGGACUUGACAUGACUAGCUAGAUGGAUUAUGGCGAUUGACUUUGGUGAAAUCCUUCUAGCUGAACUUCAUAUGAGA